UUGAAGUGAAUAAUAGAAAUAGUGUUUUAAAGCACUAUAAGACUACAUUUAUGCCAAGUACCUUAGUUACCAGUAUAGCAUCAUAUCUACUCACUCAACAUCAGAUUUUUAAAGAUCAAAUAUUAAUGGCACCUGUGGUAUCUUCUCCUAUUAAAGGUUUUAGUACUUCAAAAUUAUUAAUGAUUAAUACUAUAUUCAAAAAAUAUACAGAAAAUAUUCACCCUCUUUCUGAACCAAAACAAAACU
Molecule: messenger RNA, 246 nt
Organism: Racocetra persica
Lineage: Eukaryota; Fungi; Glomeromycota; Glomeromycetes; Diversisporales; Gigasporaceae
Source: the annotation of a GenBank genome assembly